AUGCCUUUUACAGUUCAACACCUUCUACUUCCGUCAUCCUUUCUUUUGCUAGCACCACCGGGAAGAAGGAUUGUCUCUAGAAUCCAGGCCGCUUUGCAUCCGACGCAGGACUUCUUGUCAACAUUGAUCCUUGGCCGAGCCACCAUAUAUUCCGGAUCAAUCGUCGAAUUCGUCAAUCCGCUGAGAUAUGUACACGUGAGGUUGAGCUCCGGUUCAGACGUCAGCCCUGGAGGAAGUCUUGUGGUAACUGUCACGUGGCACCGCGACACCUUUCACCGCACCUUCCCGGAGACUGCGCGACGCGCCUGCCUUACCAGCGCACAACGCAGCGGGAUUCCACUCCACUCCACUCGGUCGUUACAACGGCGGGCAUGA
This is a messenger RNA of Westerdykella ornata, 375 nucleotides long. RefSeq lists its product as uncharacterized. Lineage: Eukaryota; Fungi; Ascomycota; Dothideomycetes; Pleosporales; Sporormiaceae. The transcript has 3 exons. The record is from RefSeq and is a predicted model, not a curated record. Bases 1 to 375 code for a protein of 124 amino acids.